GCCAGUGCUACCGGUGGGUCUUCGGUUCAGCGGAGCGACAGUGCUGUUGCUGAUCCACCACCAGGAAUCGCCGAGCAGCCGAUAAUCCUCCCUUUGCACCGGGACGCCUCAGACAGUCCCACUACCCGAGCAACAUGGCAGAUAGAGACAACCAAGUAUACCAGGCAAAACUCGCCGAACAAGCGGAGAGAUAUGACGAAAUGGUGGAGUCGAUGAAGAAGGUGGCCAGCAUGGACCUGGAGCUGACGGUGGAGGAGAGGAACCUGCUGUCAGUAGCAUAUAAGAACGUGAUCGGAGCCAGAAGAGCCUCCUGGAGGAUAAUCAGCAGCCUCGAACAGAAAGAAGAAAACAAAAGCGGAGAAGACAAACUAAAGAUGAUCCGAGAAUACAGGAAAACGGUUGAGAAAGAGCUGAAAUCAAUCUGCAAUGACAUUCUGGAUGUACUGGACAAGCACCUCAUCUUAGCUGCAACCACGGGAGAGUCUAAGGUUUUCUACUACAAAAUGAAGGGAGAUUACCACAGGUACCUGGCGGAGUUUGCCACAGGCAACGACAGGAAGGAGGCGGCAGAGAACAGUUUGGUUGCAUACAAAGCUGCUAGCGACAUCGCCUUGAUCGAACUCCCUCCAACACACCCCAUUCGUCUGGGAUUGGCCCUUAACUUUUCAGUUUUCUAUUAUGAAAUCCUCAACUCGCCAGACCGUGCUUGCAGGUUGGCGAAGGAAGCGUUUGACAAUGCCAUUGCAGAACUGGAUACGCUGAGCGAGGAAAGCUAUAAGGACUCAACACUUAUCAUGCAGUUGCUACGUGACAACUUGACACUAUGGACCUCAGACGUGCAGGGAGACGGUGAAGAACAGAACCAAGAAGCACUGCAAGACGCGGCGGAAGAGACCCAGUGAGACUGAACAACACAAGACAAGCCCUCCUCCUCCUCCUCCUCCUCCUCCUCCUCCCUGAUUUCUCUCCUCCCAGCACUCGCUCCUGUCCCCAGCCACAGUUUUCAGCUGGGUUUAUACUGCAGCCCACACUCUCUCUACCUUUUCCUCCAUUUCUUCCCAUCUGUCUCACCUCUCCUCCUCGUAUGCACGUCAUCCCCCGACCCCCCCGGGGCCCGCUCGGGUCUUCAUUUCAACUCUCCAGGGGUUCCACCUUAUUUUUGACGACUAAUUUUGCAAGCCUGUACCCUUUAAGGUCCACGUCCUCUUUUACCGUUUUCAUUUUGCUUUACUUUGCUGUAUCAUCUGUUGCCAAGUACGCUUGCCUGUAUUUGUAACACACAUAUGCAAGAGUUUAUUUAAAGACAAUACUUCGCUGUUCAACUUUAUCCUGUGUAUGUGUGUUUAUGAACAAUAUAUUGUCCAUGCUUCUGUCAGACGGUCAGUCAGUUUUGAAACGUUUCAGUUUGCAAAUUGAGGAAACACAGCAGUGAUGGAAGGUUUAAAAGGGAUGCGUUAAAGCUUUUAGGAAGAACUAAGUGCCCUCUUUACUUUGUGGUUACCAAACCUGCUCCUUCAACACAUCAAAAGGUCUUUUUUUUUAUGGCAAACAGCAGAAUGUCCCCCUUCUCCGAGCAUCACUCUGACCUCUAUUCUUGUCCGCUCUCGGACCAAGUAUUGUGCUGCGAGGCUGUAGCGCUUUGCUAAUGGCAGAUAGUUAGGUAAUGGCUUUUUAGCAGACAAACUGUGCGUAUGUGUGUGCGUGGGAGGGGAAUGCUCAACACUCUUGAUUGUAACGUAAUGCAGUUUUGCAUUGGCACUAUAUAAAAAAAAGUUUGGGAAAUAGAGGCCUGCUGUAUCUUUACUCCCCUGACUCUUUCAGGUUUUCCUCGUCUCGACUCUGUCUCCUUCCUCUCAUUUCCUCUCUUCCUUCUGUUCAGUAUGUGUAACGUGAAUCUGAUUUGUACUACUGGAUGUUCUCACCGGAGCCACAAGUACCAUCUGUAUUCUUACUGAAACACAGCAUGGAAUUAACAUUAAACUUCAAAUUGAGAAAU
Molecule: messenger RNA, 1996 nt
Organism: Chelmon rostratus (copperband butterflyfish)
Lineage: Eukaryota; Metazoa; Chordata; Actinopteri; Chaetodontiformes; Chaetodontidae
Product: 14-3-3 protein epsilon
Exons: 6
Coding region: 135-902 (255 amino acids)
Biological process (GO): signal transduction
Cellular component (GO): cytoplasm
Source: RefSeq, a predicted model, not a curated record